Messenger RNA from Actinia tenebrosa (Australian red waratah sea anemone), 1010 nucleotides. RefSeq lists its product as uncharacterized. Gene Ontology annotation, biological process: mitochondrion organization; protein retention in Golgi apparatus; protein targeting to vacuole. The record is from RefSeq and is a predicted model, not a curated record. NCBI's taxonomy places the organism in Eukaryota, Metazoa, Cnidaria, Anthozoa, Actiniaria, Actiniidae.
AAUCGAAACCCACGGUGGGAUGAGACGAAGAUGGUUUCUUUCUCUCUGAUCUUGACAUCUUGCGAAGUAAAAGUUCAUAAAUGGCUUUUAACGAAGAGUAUUUGAGUGUUUACUGGCAAUUCUUUGGUCGUACGUGAUGUUUUUUGUCUGACCUUUGAGCUAAAGACAGUGGCGUGACUUGACGUUUGUUAUGAUUGGCUCAGACUUGGAAAAUUACUUACAGUACGACAAACACAAAUUAUUUCUCGUCUAAAAAGACUUCUACGCGUUUCUUUACGUAGUGCAGAAGUUUGAGCUAUGAAAUGUUGUUUCAGUAACGACUAAGGGACUUCAUGGUGCUUUUAGUAUUGUUUUAGAAUUUAUUUUUUGAGAACAAAAGAGCAAUAACAAGAAUAAUGUCGACCUACAGCACGGCUUUGCAGUUGGGAGCGACUAAUGGAAGAACUGUCUUGUAUUCGUUGCUGUUUAUCACGAUAGAAGCUUGUGUUUGGUUGUACGAAGUGUGGAAGAGAGUAUCAGUAUGGUUUUUGAAUUGUCAAAUUUUGAUCAUAACAAGAUGGAUGUAUUUGAAUCCUGAUUUGAGAAUAUUUGUAGAUGACAUUGGUUUAUUUAGAGUGUAUAAUGUGAAAGUAAAAUGGAAGGAUGAAGUCAUUCUUAGUGUUGAGGAACUUCAUGUUAGUUUGGAAUGGAAGCUAACAAACUUGAGAAAUGUGUCUUUCAGAUUACAUGUGAAAAACCUGUUUAAGAAAUUAGAUAGCCUUGAAUUUAUGUUUACAUUCAACUUGUACUGGAGAAUUCUUCCAUCACCAUCAACCUCUACUGGUCUAGAACACAACCAAGAAUUAAAAGAUGAGAUAAAGCCACAGUUAACAAGACUUCAUGCAACUGAUGGCAGAAUUGUCAUGCGCCUUUCAAGAGAUUCUGUAUCAUCAAGACCGUCACCAAAAAUUCUUUUAAAGGUAAUGCAUAUUAUGAUUUAUAACUAUGUGCAAUAAUAUUUGAURAUUUUU